Molecule: messenger RNA, 192 nt
Organism: Hepatospora eriocheir
Lineage: Eukaryota; Fungi; Microsporidia; Hepatosporidae
Source: the annotation of a GenBank genome assembly
AUGGUUUGGGGUUGUAUAUCAUACAGUGGUGUUGGUAGAAUUGUUUUUAUUGAAGAAACUUUGAAUGCUGCUAUGUACAAGCAAAUAUUAAUCCAAAAUCUUAGACAAUCAGCAUUAGAAAUGGGUCUUGAAAAAUUUAUUUUUAUGCAGGACAAUGAUCCAAAGCAUACUUCAAGGUUUAUUCCUAACUAG